AUGCCUGCCCACGCUGAGCGACUCACGCGCCCCAAAAACAUGUCUGAGGAGUUAUCGGGAGUGACUGUUGUGAUAAUCAUCGGUUUAGGUGUGUUGACUUUCAUCCUACUGUUCAUUUUCGCCAAGAGGCAAAUAAUGCGGUUUGCGCUGCGGUCCCGCCGCGGCCCCCACGUUCCGAUCGGGCACGACGGCCCCAAGGUCCUGAAGCGCGAAAUUGAGCGCCGAAUUGAUGUGAUUCCCCGAAUCAUUUGUGACCCCCAGCUGAUCAGUAAAAAGGACCCGAGGUACAUUGUGUACCCCGGCCAGCAAAUUCCGGCUCACUAUUACCGGCUCAAAGCCGUCGAUGAUGUGAAAACUUUAGAGUCUGAAAUCACGAGACAGGAUAGCGCGUUUUACCGCCACCCUAGCGAGAAUCUCCGAGCUUAUUUGUUGACGACUUUGGCGGCCCCCUUGAACGGGAGCGGCCAAAGGCUGAUUCACCAAUUUUGCGAUCUGUACGAGCACGCAAGACAUGACCCCAACCCCUUCGGUGACGAGGAGUACCAACAGUAUAACCGGCUUUUAAUGAAAUUAAUCGACGCUUCUAAGCUGCUUAAAGCCUACAACAGUCGGAAAUCGUCGCCGAAUCGGACGCCACAUCGACAAAAACAACCACAAGAGAAAAAUAAAAAUUUAUUGGACCCAACUAGAUUACAUCCAUUGCCUCCGAACUUUGCCGAAGACGAGGUUUUGGCCGUUUCGGAUUCACGACCCACGUCACUGAGCGUCCCAUUGGCCGAUAACGAGACUUCAGUAUGAUCCACAUUCGAGGUUUAGAUAUUUGGUCCAUUUCAUGUUUUUGCAAAAUUCCGAUUCGUGUCGCAAACUUUUCAAACUGGAUAACACCAUGUCGGUGAAUCCCCGGUUUAGGGUUUUUGCCGUGUACGUGUGGUGAAACCACUCAAGAGCCUGAAAAUCGGGCGUUUUAAAUUAUGAAAAUUCGAAAAGUCCGGACCUGUGUCACACAAAUGCUCCAAUGAUUGACGUCCAAAAGCGUAGCAAUGGCCCGAGGGAACUUUUCGUACAUUUCCUCACUUUUGUAACCCUCUACAAAGGCCAAAUGUCCGGAAAAUACGAGCGUGGCGAGUACGAAAACAUCGCUCAAGAAUUGUAUUUCUUUAACGUCCGAUUUUUCAACUGUGAUUGCCUGAAUCUGGCCGAGUAAUUCCAACAGCCACAGCACACAUUCGGUGUUGUUUUGGUGUUUUUGGAACACUUGAGCGAAGUUUUCGAACAUGAAAGGUGUGACACUAGAAAGGAAUUUUUACGACUUUGAUUAUUUCAAUUGGCUGUUAAUUACGUUGGGAAUUUACAGCCGUGUUCGAUUAAUUCAUUAAGCAGGUUUAAAGGUGACUCUUGGGUGAUUAAAGCCAAAGACGAGCGGAUUUUUACCGCUUUUUUGAACCAUUCGUUUCGCAUUUCUUUGACCGUUUUAGGCGAGGUCAAGUCAUUUAUGCAUUUAAUUGGGAAAUGGACAACACAGUCAAGCAAAACUUGAAAUAACUGCAAAAAAUUAUCAAGCGACUGAUUUUCUCAUGUCGGGUGGCUACUAUAGACUGGUUCUUGUCAGUGCCAAUUAAUUUUUUGGCACAAACUUAUAGGCACCCGGUAUUUACCUUUGAUAUAAUCGAAGUUUCGGCCAAAAUGUCACUGAUUAUUUGCGCAAUUACGAUUUUGUUAGCCUCUUGUAUCUCUUUGUUACGUAAAGUGUUUUUUACGUAGAUUAGUAUUUCGUUUAAUUGUUUUUCGUCUCCGUUUUUAAAUAAAUCAACACUUGUUGUAA
Molecule: messenger RNA, 1822 nt
Organism: Tribolium castaneum (red flour beetle)
Lineage: Eukaryota; Metazoa; Arthropoda; Insecta; Coleoptera; Tenebrionidae
Exons: 3
Coding region: 1-798 (265 amino acids)
Source: RefSeq, a predicted model, not a curated record